Molecule: messenger RNA, 1126 nt
Organism: Ceratosolen solmsi marchali
Lineage: Eukaryota; Metazoa; Arthropoda; Insecta; Hymenoptera; Agaonidae
Product: alpha-2-macroglobulin receptor-associated protein
Exons: 7
Coding region: 26-1117 (363 amino acids)
Biological process (GO): regulation of receptor-mediated endocytosis
Cellular component (GO): endoplasmic reticulum; endomembrane system
Molecular function (GO): low-density lipoprotein particle receptor binding; receptor antagonist activity; heparin binding
Source: RefSeq, a predicted model, not a curated record
AAAUAGUAACAUAUCUUCUUUCAAAAUGACUAGUCUUACUAGGGCAAUUAUCCUUUUGCUUUUAAUUUAUUAUUGCGAUGGAAAAGGCAAAUAUUCCCAAGAGGCAAAUAAGCCUAAAGUUAAAACAGAAUUUUCGCAAUCUAAGAAUUUGAAGGCACUAAGAGAGCUUGAUAAGCCAUUUCGAAUGCAUAAAAUAAAUUUAGUAUGGAUUAAAGCAAAACAUAGAUUAACAGAUCCCAAGUUACAAUCCCUAUUCAGCGAUUUGAAGAUUCAAGAUAAAGAAGAAAUAGCAUUUAAACAUAUAAAAUCAGAUGGAAAAGAUGAGAGUGGAUUGGAAGAAGCUAGAUUGCGCAAAAAACUUAUUGGAAUUAUGAGCACCUAUGGCUUGCUCGAGCACUUUGAAGAAGUUACGGAUCCUGAACUUUUGAAAAAACAUAAACAAUUUAAAGAUAGUUCAAAUUACAUUGCCAAAGACGUUUUUAAAGAUAAAAGAUUGAAUAAGCUGUGGGCUAAGGCAGAAAGAGGUGGCUUUAGUCACGAAGAAUUGGAGGCUUUAAAGGAGGAAUUCAGUCAUCAUCAGGACAAAAUAGACGAGUACAUGAGUUUAUUGUCGGAAAUUGAAGCAGGAGAUCCCGAUAAACAUAAAAAUAGUCUGCACGAUAAACCGGAAAGCUUAAAUGUUGUAUUAAACGAAGAGGAAAUGAGCAAUGAUGUACCUGGACAAAAGAAAGACUAUUUAGCUAAAGCAAAUCUACUUAAGGAAAAGCAUUUGGAAGUUAGAAGUGGAUACGAUCAUUUAGAAGGAAUAACAGCUAAGGGACCGAAUCACAAAGAAUUUGUCGAUCCUAAGGUACAAGGACUCUGGAGAAUGGCGGUUGAAGCCAAAUUUUCAAAUACAGAAUUAGCAUCGCUAAAGGAAGAACUUUUGCAUUAUGAAACAAGGCUUCUGAAACUCAGGCAUCUUCAUACCGAGGCAGCAUUAGAAGCAGCUAGAAAAGGAAAAGAUUAUAAACCAAAUAAAACGAGCGAUACUCACAUAUCGCAACAUACUAGAAACGUUGAAAAAUUACAUAGAGAUAUCGAAGCAAAAAUUAUGCAAAAACACGUAGAACUAUAAAACAUUAUA